This is a messenger RNA of Galendromus occidentalis (western predatory mite), 538 nucleotides long. RefSeq lists its product as uncharacterized. The transcript is spliced from 3 exons. The coding region runs from base 43 to 408 and encodes 121 amino acids. Lineage: Eukaryota; Metazoa; Arthropoda; Arachnida; Mesostigmata; Phytoseiidae. The record is from RefSeq and is a predicted model, not a curated record.
UCCUGUUUCAGCUGCCAGCUCCAGCUAACAACUUCGAUUGCGAUGGAAGGUUUGGACGAACUCGCCCACGAGAUCUUGAGCAGAGUCUUCGAAGGCGAUUGCGCCUUCUGUGAAAAAUGGAUAGCGGAAGACGAAUGUUAUGAAGUCGUCUACGACUUCUUGGGAGCCCCGUUGCGAUCUCACUGCGGCUGUGUGACGUACAACAUUGACCUUCGAGGUCGGGAAAUCACGAGGGACCUCCUCAGAGAUGAGUUGCUCCAGUCGCAGUCCGUGAAAUGCGUUGAGUGCCGGAGGCCGCGCGCAACCGUGAGCUGCCGAGACCAUUAUGUCCACUUCACCUGCGCCGAGAAUGACGGCGUCAAGCCGCCGAGGUGCAGCGCGUGUGCCGAAAACAAUAUUUCAAUGUGAGAGAGGUUCAUCUGGUGUCUGCAUAACAGUAGAGAAUAACGCCUGUUUGUCGUCGGGAGUCAGAUACUCCGACGCAGAUCUGUGAAUACUUUAAUGUAUAUAACGGAAUAAAUAUAUAUAUUUUUUUUCU